Messenger RNA from Orycteropus afer afer, 900 nucleotides. RefSeq names its product family with sequence similarity 110 member D (gene FAM110D). The transcript is spliced from 2 exons. The record is from RefSeq and is a predicted model, not a curated record. Lineage: Eukaryota; Metazoa; Chordata; Mammalia; Tubulidentata; Orycteropodidae.
AUGGAAAUGCAGAGGCUCCAGGGAGCCCCGGCGAAUUGUUCUCAGCUCCUCAGCCAGCUGCCUACCGCCAGCGGCUUAUGGGCCACUGUCUAGCCCAGCUCUGCUAAGAUGCUCCUGGCCCCUCCCUCCACCUCUUCCAGAGGACGGACCCCCAGCGCCGUGGAGAGGCUGGAGGCCGACAAAGCCAAGUACGUUAAGACGCAUCAAGUGAUAGCACGGCGCCAGGAGCCAGCCCUGCGCGGGGCACCCGGGCCGCUCACCCCACACCCCUGCAAUGAGCUGGGGCCCCCUGCAUCGCCCAGGACGCCCAGACCUGCCCGCCGGGGCAGCGGCAGGAGGCUGCCACGACCUGACUCCCUCAUCUUCUACCGCCAGAAGCGAGACUGCAAGGCCUCGGUGAACAAAGAGAACGCCAAGGGCCAGGGACUGGUGAGACGUCUCUUUCUGGGAAGCCCCCGAGACGCCACCUCGAGCAGCCCGGGCCCAGCGGAGCGAUCCGCGCCUGCAGAUGCCCCGGAAGUGACCGGAAAGCGGGCGCUGUGCCCCACUUGCUCGCUGCCGCUGUCCGAGAAGGAGCGCUUCUUCAACUACUGCGGCCUUGAGAGUGCGCUGGUGGAGGUGCUGGGCGCUGAACGCUUCUCCCCGCAGAGCUGGGGCGCCGACGCCAGCCCUCAGCCCGAAACAUCGCCGCCGCCCGGCUGCGGGGACACCAGCGACUGGACUUCGAGCGAUAGUGGUGCAGACGGCCCAGACUGUACGGGCGGCGGCGGCGCAGAGGCAGCAGGCUCGGCGCCGGAUGGGCGCCCCUCGGUGUCGGUGGUGGAGCGCAACGCGCGCGUCAUCCAGUGGCUGUACGGCUGCCAGCGCGCCCGAGGCCCGCCGCGCGAGUCAGAAGUGUGA